AUGGAAUUGAUUCAAGGUGCUGGUCGUGAACAAUUCACACAUCUUAGAAGCUAUGGUGAGGAGUUAUUAAAGUCAAAUCCAAACUCCACUGUUAAAAUUAAGUGUGCUGAUUCAGAUGGUGGUCCUGUCUUUGAAAGAAUAUAUGUAUGCUUAGAAGCUUGUAAGGCAGCAUUUGCAACAACGUGUAGGCAUCUAAUAGGACUGGAUGCUUGUUUUCUUAAAGGGGACUUUGGAGGUCAGUUAAUAGGUGUUGUUGGUAAGGAUGGAAAUAACAAGAUUUAUCCAAUCGCUUAUGCCGUAGUGGAAGCUGAAACGAAAGACUCAUGGAAAUGGUUCCUUAAUUUGUUAUUAGAAGACUUGCAAUCUAUACAAGACAACAAAUAUGGAUUUAUAUCAGAUCAACAGAAGGGAUUGGUAUCGACUAUUCUUGAGACAAGCCAACAUGUCGAACACAAACUAUGUGUUAAACACUUGUAUGACAAUUGGAGAAAGAAAUAUCCUGGGAUAUUUAUGAAGGAGGCUUUAUCGCGGGCAGCUAGAGCCACAACAAUUCCUGCAUGGGAAAGAGCAAUGAAUCAUAUGAAAGAGCUCAAUAUCAAUGCUUGGAAAGACAUGAUGGAUGUCCCAGCUGCAUGUUGGACUCAGUCUCAUUUCAAAACAGACACACAAUGUGAUUUGCAAGUCAACAAUAUAUGUGAGGCUUUUAAUCGUGCAAUCUUGGAGUAUAGAGAUAAGCCGGUCAUUUCACUACUUGAAGGAAUCAAAAUAACAGUGAGAAUAUCUGCUCAAAAGGAGAAAUUAAGUAGGUAUACAGGUGUUACAAGUCCUUGCAUUCAAAAAGUCUUGGAAAAAACAAAGAGGGCAGCAGAAGGAUGGAUUGCAACAUGGCAUGCAGAUGAUGACUUUGCUAUAUUCGAAGUUUCAAACGGUGUUGAGACAUAUGCUGUGAAUUUGCUUCAACAGAAAUGUGAUUGUAGGAAGUGGGAUUUAAGUGGAUGA
Messenger RNA from Lathyrus sativus (Indian pea), 999 nucleotides. NCBI's taxonomy places the organism in Eukaryota, Viridiplantae, Streptophyta, Magnoliopsida, Fabales, Fabaceae. The record is from the annotation of a GenBank genome assembly.